Cervus elaphus (red deer) is the source of this 7718-nucleotide messenger RNA. RefSeq names its product family with sequence similarity 199, X-linked (gene FAM199X). The record is from RefSeq and is a predicted model, not a curated record. The transcript is spliced from 6 exons. Lineage: Eukaryota; Metazoa; Chordata; Mammalia; Artiodactyla; Cervidae. The coding region runs from base 310 to 1476 and encodes 388 amino acids.
CCCGCCGCCUUUCCCCUCCCUGUGGGCGCCUGGCGGACUGCUGCUGUCGCGAGUGGCAAGCGCGGUGGGCGGGCCGGGUGGCGGCGGCGGCGGCAGCGCUACGCUGGGCUGGGGCGGGCAGCCGCGACGACAGCUGAGGUGGCUGCAGAGGCCACUGAGGUGCUGAUUGGGUGGCCUCGAGCAGCCCCUGCGAGCCGUCAGGCGCUCCCCGGGCAGCAGUGGGCCGCAGACAGGUUAGAGUGGGGGCAGGGGCAGGCGCGGGAGCAGCCCCGGGCCGGAGUGGGAGUCCGAGCCAGGCCAUCUCCAGCCAUGUCCGACGAGGCGUCAGCCACCACUUCGUACGAGAAGUUUCUAACUCCCGAGGAGCCCUUCCCGCUUCUGGGACCCCCUCGCGGGGUGGGCACAUGCCCGAGCGAGGAGCCGGGCUGCCUGGAUAUCAGCGACUUCGGCUGCCAGCUCUCGUCUUGCCAUCGCACGGACCCGCUCCACCGCUUCCACACCAACAGGUGGAACUUAACUUCCUGUGGAACGAGUGUGGCCAGCUCAGAAUGCAGUGAAGAACUGUUUUCAUCCGUUUCUGUUGGAGAUCAAGAUGAUUGCUAUUCCCUAUUAGAUGAUCAAGAGUUCACAUCUUUUGAUUUAUUUCCUGAAGGGAGUGUCUGCAGUGAUGUCUCUUCUUCUAUUAGCACAUACUGGGAUUGGUCAGAUAGUGAAUUUGAAUGGCAGUUACCUGGCAGUGACAUUGCCAGUGGGAGUGACGUACUUUCUGAUGUCAUACCCAGUAUUCCAAGUUCACCUUGCCUGCUUCCUAAAAAGAAAAACAAGCACCAGAAUUUAGAUGAACUUCCUUGGAGUGCAAUGACAAAUGAUGAGCAGGUGGAAUAUAUUGAGUAUCUGAGUCGUAAAGUCAGUACUGAGAUGGGUCUUCGGGAACAACUUGAUAUUAUUAAAAUAAUUGAUCCUUCUGCUCAAAUCUCCCCUACUGACAGUGAGUUUAUUAUUGAACUUAACUGUCUCACAGAUGAAAAACUGAAGCAGGUCAGAAACUAUAUCAAGGAGCAUAGCCCUCGCCUACGGCCCACAAGAGAGGCCUGGAAGAGAAGCAACUUUAGUUGUGCAAGCACCAGUGGAGUGAGCGGUGCCAGUGCCAGUGCCAGCAGCAGCAGUGCCAGCAUGGUCAGUUCUGCAAGCAGCAGUGGGUCCAGUGUUGGAAACUCUGCUUCAAACUCCAGUGCCAACAUGAGUCGAGCACACAGUGACAGCAACUUGUCUGCAAGUGCAGCAGAGCGGAUUCGGGAUUCAAAAAAGCGAUCCAAACAGCGGAAGUUACAGCAGAAGGCCUUACGCAAGAGGCAGCUGAAAGAGCAGAGGCAGGCUCGGAAGGAGAGGCUCAGUGGGCUCUUCCUUAAUGAAGAAGUGCUGUCCUUGAAAGUGACUGAGGAAGAUCAUGAAGCAGAUGUAGAUGUUUUGAUGUAAUAAGGGUGAAUUUAUCGGCAUUGUUUCUAAGCAUUAUUCUGUCCUUAUUUGUUUACAUGCAUCUUGACCAAACUUUUGGUUAGGGCUGUGCUGACAUACCAUUAAUAAUUUAGGUCUGUGGUUCUCAGCAGGUGGUCCUCGGACCAGUAGCUUCAGCAUCACCUGAGAAGUUAUUAGAAAUGCAAACUCUUGGGUCCCACCCCAGACCUAGUGAAUCAGAAACGCUGGGGAAGGGGCGUAGCAUUGUGUUUUAACAGGUACCAGGUUAUUCUGCCACACACUCUAGUUUUAAGAACCACUGAUUUAGUAAAUGUUUUGACUAUUUAAACUUCAGAGUGGUUAAGUGGGCUUUUUCAGACUAGUACUUUAACAGUUUAGGAGAUUUCAAGGUACUGCUGACAGAUAAUUUAUUGUGUCAGUAUAGAAUGUGUAGAGAUCAUAAUUCAGUUUCUUAAUGUUGCAAUUUCUUAGUUUUUCUAAAGGGCCAUAGCAUAAUUCUCAAUUCCUAGUGGACGUCAUUUUUUUUGAGGUUGUAGGGAUAGGAUGUGGAUUGCUGUUUACAAUAGUGCCUUCAUUAGGUUUAUUUGUUUUCAUUCAUUAUUAACUCAAAUGUGUAAAAAAUAGGCCCUAACAUCUUUUGUUAGGUUUGUUUUUGUUUUUCACUUUAUGUAUAUUCAGUAUCCUUUCUGCAAGUGAUGACUACUGAGAAAAUAAUGUUACUAGUAGCUGAAUUUUAGACUUAAUGCUACAUUGAUUAAUAUUCAAAUGGAAAAAUCCAGCAAGCAAAACAACCAGUUCUACUUUUCACUGCUUUUUGAAAUUUUAGGCUGUGAAACUGUCUUAAAGGCAAGAAACACCUCUGUCAAGUUCUUUUUGUAGGUCUUUUUAUUUUCAGCACAGCUCUAAUUUUUAAAUAUUUGAUGUAACAGCUUUGUGGCAUGUGAACAAGUUAAUGUUCAAAAUUAACUCAAGAAAACCCUUACAGUUCUGCUAAACUCUGUAAAUCGCUAGAAAUACACUGAGCAGUGAGAUAUAAAAAAAACUUUGCUUCUUGGCUACUAAUAGUACUCUAAUUUUAAAUGUGAAAUCAUAGAGUCUCUAAAUGUUUUCAUGAAGAGUUUGUUAUCAUGAACGUUAUAAGUAGUGUGAUUCCUUUUAUUUUCCCACACAUCUUUAAACAUUCACACGGGUUAAAGAAAAUGGAAACUGAUACUACUGACAAUCAAGCUGCUUUCUGACUUUCAUAAUUUUCUUUUUAUUGUGGAAACUUUGGAGGUAAUCAUGAUUUUGUAGGAUGAGUUGUCAAUAUUUUUUUAAACUCUAGAAUCAGAGGUUGAUAAAUUCCUACUUUUUUUUUACACUGUAUCAUAUCAAGUAAUCCAUUAAAAAGAUUAACAAUGUAGAUCCUUAAUUCUCAGCUGCGGAUUCUUAAUUCUCAGCAUAACCUUGGCUUACAAUCAUGUUUUGAAAUUUUUACUUUAUUUUGGUUCUUCAAAAGUUAAAGAAUUGAAACUAAGGGAAAAAAUUGAUAUAUUGCAGUUUUACUGAGGUCUGUGGUAUGGUUGUAACAUUUUGAAGACUACUAAAUUCAUACUUUAAAAUUUUACUGAAAUAACGGUAUAUAUGUGUAUAUGGUUGUCAGUUGGAGUACUUCCUCUGACUUUCCUCUUACCCCCUCUUUAGUGCUUCUGACUAGCCUAGAGUGCCCAAAGAGAGCUUGGGGAUAAACCCCAGGAUACUCUUGAGGAAGAUUGAAAGGGUCCACCUUGUUGUGUUUUCCCUUCUAAAUAUAGAAAGAGUAAAUAGAAGAGCAAAUACAGCUGAAUUCUCUACCUGCUCUUAGCAAAAGCAAAAUUCCAGGGAAUGACUGCCUAUUCUCUUUAGUUACUCUUCAAGGAAAACAGGCCCCUUUUGGAGACCUUAGAGCAGCAUGUAUCUGUUAAAUACUUGGAAACAAUUUACUUGACAGUGACCAGUAAAAGAAGAUCCUAAUAAGACCAAUUCCUCUACUCUCCCAAUAAUUGCAGUCUUAUUACCAUAGAUUUAACUUAAGUCACUGUUAAGCAAGUUUACCAAAGUGUCACAAAGCCAAUUUUUAAAGUUUAUAAAGGUUUGAGUGUUUAUAGUAAAGUACACUAUGAAGUGUUGUACAAAUCUGGAUGCACUGUCUUUAUGGUACCAUAAAUUAGAAGAUAGGUCAGUAAGGUGGCUUGGAAGGGAUUGAAAGAAAGAACAGGAAAAAAAAAUUAAGCAAUUUGUGUUUGCUUAUGAUUGAAGAGGGAGAUUACAAAGUCUUUACCUACCCCCCCCCCAAUAAAACAACAGAAAAAGACAAAAAAUUCUCGUCUUUGUUAACGUGUUAUACUUUUUUUUUAAUGUUUUAAUGCUUCAUGUAGAUAAUUCAGGUUUGAAUUAUUUCUUUCUUAGAAUAAAUAAUAAAUUUAGUCUAAUCUCUUUCUAAGUUCAAUUUAAAACAAAUCCAACUCAAUUUUUUUCUUUAAAAGUAUAAAAAAGUAUAAACCUCGACUAACCGAUUAAUAAAAAUGUGAGACUUACUUGCUCCAUUGUCAGUUCUCAACUGUAGAGAAUUGACAUUAGAGCAAAUAAGUCUUUCCCUUUAAAAAUAAGCCUUGUUACAUGAGGGCAUGAUUAAAAAAUAAGACUUCUUAAUUAAGGGCAUAAUGAAGUCACAUCACAUUUAUUCACAUUUAUUAGGGAUCUUGUGUGUAUGUCAAUUAUAUCUCAACAAAACUGGGGAAAAAAGACCUUGUAGAAGUCUGUCAGUCCCUACCACAGGUUUUAAAAGUACAAACCUUGAAUUUAAACAAAAUGGCGUAUUUUUUUCUACAGUUUUGCAACUGAGUUAAAGUGAGGCAAUGUAGUAUAAUGUGUAGUGAAGUACAAAGGACUUUAUACUGUUCUUCUGUCCCAAGAAGAACUUAGAGUAAAAUAACUUUAUUUUUUGAGACUUGUCUCAUUUUUAGUUAAGUUGUGGCUGUUUUGUCCAUUUUGUCAGUCCUUUGGGUUAACUAGAUAUUGCUGAAUUAAUUCCAGAAACUGAUUUGAAAUUUGAUGACUCCAUGGGUUGGAUAGACAUCUCACUUUAUUUAACUCUUAAAAGUGCUCCCCUCAUGAAGGAAAAAAUUUAAGAAACUACUAUAUAAAGGUAUCCAGAUUGUGAUGAGCUUUAAAAAUUGUGAAAUUUAUCAAAUGUCUUCAUUUUUAAGCCAAAAAUGUUAGUUCAUGACAAAUAGAAAAGUCUUGUUCCCAGGAUUCUCUAGCAGAGUCUUUUGUUUGUGGCUUACUCUUUAUAGCUUCCUGUGCCUUAAAGGUGAACUCUAAACUCCUCGUCAAUAUUAGGCUUUUCCAAACUCAAAAGUAAUCUAAAUGUUGUAAUUCAUUUUAUAAAAUGCCCAUGCUCUUGGAUAUCAGUAAGCAAAAGCAUUAUAUCGAACUAAUCAAUGAUAAUAGAGUACAUAACAAAAACCUUCAGAUCUUAAGUUUCACUUAUAUAACUUGAUUUUUGGCCCAGCUAGGUCAUAGAACAUUGAAGUCAUCUAGAGUAUAGUUUAAUGUAUUUGUUUAUUUUUUCCCCUGAUAAAAGUCAUAAAGCAGAAUACUUUUUAUUUUACUUAUUUUAUUUUUUGGCCUCACUGUGCAGUUUGCAGGAUCUUAGUUCCCUGACUAGGGAUUGAAACUAGGCCCUCGGCAGUGAAAGCAUGGAGUUAUAACCACUGGGCUUCUAGGGAAUUCCCAAGAAUAUUUUUUAAAGUUGAGUUAACUCUGGAAAGAUAAUUUUCAAGGCAAAAUUACUUCAAAUCAGAGAUUAUAUAGCAAAUUGAUUUGUUUGUUAACUUUAGCAAUUCUUUGUAUUCAUUUAUGUAAUAGCGUAACAUUCCUCUUCCCUUUAACUUCAUAACACUUCUGUCUACAAGAAAAAUGUUUGCUCCAAACUGGGAAGGGGUUACUUAAAAUCAGUUUAUAGUUUGAGAUGGUUGAUAGGAAAAUUUCCAGUUACAGUCAGAUGAUAGUAUUGAUGUUGAGCACACUGACAUUCAAUAUGUCUAAACCUAGAACUAAGUUUAAUCCUUAAAAGGACUAUUAGGUAGAAAAUAAAUAUUUGUAUACACGUGUACUGUGAUAACUUUGGAUUCAUUUUAAGUCUGACAAAGUAAGAUAAGUUUUAUCUUUACAAUUAAAUUAUGCUAAGUGGUGGGAGGUAUCGGAGAGAUAUUUAGACCUAGGCAUCCUUAUCAGUGUAGUAUCUGGAACAUAUCUCCUUAGAAAUGCUUAAUUCUUAUUUCUUUGGAAAAUUCCAGAAGGCAUAGAAGGAACUUGACAAAUUCUAAGUAACUGGCUAUUAUUAAUAAGAGUAAGAAAUCUACUAUACUUCAAUAAAAUAUUUUAAGACAAAAAAUAGGAAGUUGCAUGGUAUAGCCAAGUUGACUCACUAAAAUUUUAUUUACAUAUUUUUUCUAAUAUGAAGAUUACUUGUUUUCAGUAAUUGUAUUUUAAAUACACACUUCACAAUUGUAUUUUAAAUUAAGGUUAUUAAUGUUUUAACCUAGAUAACAUAAUGGUAAAUUAAUUUUUUAAAUUUGAUAUCCAUACUGAACUUGGAAAAACUGAUUUGGUCUUCUCUGAUUUCAGUAGGUAUUGUUGGAUUUCUUUGUUACAUCUUUGUGGUCAGUGGAACCUGUGGAAAUCUGUGUUCUUUUUUUGUGGUGAGGGGUGGGGGUAGAAAAGAGGAGAGUAGUCUAAUUAUACAUAGGCAUUUUGACUAUAUAAAGGUAGUUGUAGAAUUAAUAUGUAUAAACGACAAGUUAACACUUACCUAUUGUGAAUUGUUCUAAGGAACAGUGGCCUGAAGCCAUGGCUUGUUUUGUGGAGCUGCUUGCUCUUUAAUAAUAGCUGACCAGUUGGAUUUAAGUUGAGACUUUGGGGUUAGGUUACCAAGCUGAGGCUUUUAGGAAUGGAGCAGACUGUGUCUGUUCCUAUAGUGGAUCAAUUUAAUUUCCUCUUUGAACACUCUAAUUUAGAUAUAUGUAUUAUCCAUUCUAAAUCUUUGUGUUGGGAGUUUUAUAGAACUGUUUUCAAAAGCUAUUAAGGAUAAACACAGUAUAUGUAAAACAUUUCACAGAGGUUAAAAAUUUCAAUUUUUUGUUUUAGUUUCAAAGGUUAGUUAUGUAGCACCAAUAUCAUAACCAAAGCAAGUAGGAAGUUGACUGGUUUGGAGAAUCUUCAAGUAGUCUUAAAUACUGUAAUGUAUCAGAUUGUUAACCAGGAUUUUUUUCCUGUAUUUCUGCUAAAUGUAUUACUGUAUUAAUGCACUUUUGUAUAUAUAUAUCUAUAUAUCUGUCUUCUGUACAUUCUGUACUUACUUCAGUGUAUAUAAAAGCUGUUUUUCCUGAAGCUGUGAGGGAAAACCAAUAGCUGUAACACAAGUCACUUCUAUUUUGAGUUUCCUCUUGUACUUGAAAGUAGUCAUUCAGUAGUUAAAUCUAUAUAGUAUGUACGGUUAUAAUUAAAAUGGCAAUGUGGCAGAGCUGUCUUUUGAAACUGAUUAUAAGAAUGAAAAGUGUUUUGGUUAUGAAAAACUUGUAAUAUUUUGAUGUACCAUGGAUUUGUACAAACCCACUGCUGCUUACUACUUUAUACUUCUGAAUCUACUCCUUUUCAUGUCCCAUCCUAGAACAUUUAUCAACAGAGAAAAAUUUCUCUCUUCUCUUUUGCUCAGUUUGGUUAAGGCUCCAUAGCUUUUGUUUUGUGUAAGUCCUAAUUCCCCAGAUGUCACUGGCAAAUCUCUCUUCUCCUGGAAAGAUCAGAUUUCUAGAGGCAUUAGAAUUCAUAGUAAGUGAAAAUUAGGUCUAACGUUUUUUUACAAAAACCAGAUCUAUUUUCCUUCUAGAGUUUUCUUAAGUUAUAUUAAAGUAAUGUCUGUGAGCAGUUUUAUGUAUUGGUACAGAAGCAGUUCAGCCUUUCAGCAGCAACUUUAUCUCUUGCCACUAGAGGGAGAUCUGUGGUUGCUCCCUCCUUUGGAAAAUGUCUUGGCUGCUUUUCAUUUGUUUUUGAUUUCAGAGGUUGGAAUUGACCUCAUGCUCAAAAUUCCUUUUGUGAUAUUAAAUGCUUUGAUUUGUUAGUCAAAGGUAAGUUAAUUGAGCUUGUUUAAUAAAGCCAAUAUAAUUCAUGCUUUUCUGGUAAUGUUCAAUUUUUAAUAAAUGUGAGUCAGAUAUUAAGUGAAA